ACAAACUCGUGCUUUUUUACGUCGAAAAUGGCACCUCUGAAGAUCCUGCUCGCUCUCGCUACGUUCCUCUUCCUCUUCCGCUCGUUUGCAUGCGCCGUCGACGUCUCGCACGACGGCCGGGCCAUCACCAUCGAUGGCAAGAGGAGGGUCUUGCUCUCCGGCUCGAUCCACUACCCGCGGUCCACGGCUGAAAUGUGGCCCGAUUUGAUCAGGAAGGCGAAAGAAGGCGGGCUGGAUGCGAUCGAGACGUACGUCUUCUGGGACGUCCACGAGCCGGCCCGUCGCCAGUACGAUUUCGACGGGAACCUGGACCUCAUAAGGUUCCUGAAGACGGUGCAGGACGAGGGUCUCUAUGCGGUCCUCCGGAUCGGACCUUACGUCUGCGCGGAAUGGAAUUACGGAGGAUUCCCCGUAUGGUUGCACAAUAUGCCGGGCAUUAAGUUGCGAACUGCCAAUGAUGUUUUCAUGAACGAGAUGAAGAACUUCACGUCUUUGAUCGUGAACAUGGCGAAGCAAGAGAACCUUUUCGCAUCGCAGGGAGGACCCAUCAUCCUUGCUCAGAUUGAAAACGAGUACGGCAACGUGAUGUCCUCCUAUGGAGAUGCCGGGAAAGCUUAUAUCGAUUGGUGCGCGAACAUGGCCGUGUCGCAAGACAUCGGUGUCCCGUGGAUUAUGUGCCAACAAAGCGAUGCUCCGCAACCCAUGAUUAACACGUGUAAUGGUUGGUACUGCGACCAAUUCACUCCAAACAAUCCCGAUAGCCCUAAAAUGUGGACCGAAAAUUGGACCGGCUGGUUCAAGAGUUGGGGCGGGCUGGACCCGCACAGGACGGUGGAGGACUUGGCUUUCGCCGUCGCUAGGUUUUACCAGACCGGAGGCACAUUCCAAAAUUACUACAUGUAUCACGGCGGCACCAAUUUUGGUAGAACAGCCGGGGGUCCGUACAUCACGACCUCUUACGACUACGACGCGCCUCUCGAUGAAUACGGUAAUCUAAAUCAGCCGAAGUGGGGUCAUCUAAAGGAGCUUCACGAUAUGCUGCACUCGGUCGAGUACACUCUGACCAAUGGCAACAUCACCAACGUUGAUCUAGGCAACUCAGUCUAUGCCACGGUUUACGCGACGCCGCAGCAAACGACCUGCUUCCUGGGGAACACGAACGCGACUUCCGACGCCACCUUCGUCUUCCAGGGCAAGCAGUUCACGGUCCCCGCGUGGUCCGUCAGCAUCCUCCCCGAUUGCCAGAACGAAGGGUAUAACACCGCGAAGGUGAAUGCACAAACUUCGGUGAUGGUGAAGGAGCCAAACAAGGCUGAGAGCCAACCUGAGUCCUUGAGCUGGACGUGGAGGCCCGAGAUCGUGGAUGAUCAGGUUGUCCUCGGAAAGGGACAUGUCGCUGCUCAUCGGCUUGUCGACCAAAAAGAUGCUGCCAAUGGUGCUAGUGAUUAUUUGUGGUACAUGACCAGCGUUAACCUGAAAGACGAUGACCCGAUCUGGAGCGACAAUAUGACUCUCCGAGUGAAUUGCACUGGCCAGAUACUUCAUGCCUUCGUUAACGGACAAUCCAUUGGUUCUCAAUGGGCCCUGUAUGGAGAUUUCCACUACGUUUUCGAGCAGAAUGUUAAGUUGAAUCCGGGGAACAAUCUGAUCUCCUUGCUUAGCGUCACCGUUGGACUCCAGAAUUACGGUCCAAUGUUUGAUCUGGUCCAAAACGGGAUACCCGGUCCGGUGGAGAUCGUGGGAAGGAAAGGCGACGAGAGAGUGAUCAAGGACCUAUCGGGUCACGUGUGGUCCUACAAGGUCGGACUGCACGGCAUCAACAACAAGCUCUUCAGCGUCGACUCGGCCUCGGCCUCUAACUGGCAAAGCAAGGACCUUCCUACCAACCGGACCAUGACUUGGUACAAGACCACGUUCAAAGUUCCACUGGGGACGGACCCGGUGGCGGUGGACUUGCAAGGGCUGGGCAAGGGCGAGGCUUGGGUCAACGGCAAGAGCAUCGGCCGCUACUGGCCCAGCUACGAUGCUGGUUCAGAUGGCUGCAGCACCGACCCUUGUGACUACCGUGGCCCUUACGACAACAACAAGUGUGUCUCCAACUGCGGUCGCCCCACUCAAAGAUGGUACCAUGUCCCAAGAUCGUUCAUGGAGGAGGACGUGAACACGCUGGUGCUAUUCGAGGAGUUUGGCGGCAACCCGUCCCUGGUGAACUUCCAGACGGUCACCGUCGGAUCCGUCUGCGCCCACGCCUACGAGAAGAAGACCCUCGAGCUCGCGUGCCAGGACCGCCCCAUCUCCGCCGCCAAGUUCGCCAGCUUCGGCGACCCGCAAGGCGCAUGCGGGUCCUUUGCAAAGGGCAGCUGCGAAGGGAGCAACGACGCGAUGGCCGUCCUCCAAAAUGCUUGUGUUGGCAAGCAGAAUUGUUCCAUCGAUGUCUCCGAAAACACUUUCGGGCCGACGACUUGCGGAUCCAUUACCAAGAGGCUGGCGGUGGAGGUCACUUGCUAGCAUCUUCGUUUCACUCUUUUUCUUAGGAAUAAAUGUCAUCAUUAGUUUAGUCAAUCGUGUUAAACUUCCCUGCUUUCUUCCUUCUUGAUAAAGCAGGUUUAGUUUCUCUAUUAGGUUCUCGUCAAAAUUUCAAAA
Messenger RNA from Syzygium oleosum, 2643 nucleotides. RefSeq names its product beta-galactosidase 15-like. The record is from RefSeq and is a predicted model, not a curated record. NCBI's taxonomy places the organism in Eukaryota, Viridiplantae, Streptophyta, Magnoliopsida, Myrtales, Myrtaceae. The transcript is spliced from 17 exons. Gene Ontology annotation, molecular function: carbohydrate binding; beta-galactosidase activity. The coding region runs from base 28 to 2508 and encodes 826 amino acids. Gene Ontology annotation, cellular component: cell wall; vacuole. Gene Ontology annotation, biological process: carbohydrate metabolic process.